Messenger RNA from Vespa crabro (European hornet), 2802 nucleotides. RefSeq lists its product as uncharacterized. The record is from RefSeq and is a predicted model, not a curated record. The transcript has 15 exons. Bases 66 to 2678 code for a protein of 870 amino acids. Gene Ontology annotation, biological process: monoatomic ion transmembrane transport; regulation of membrane potential; chemical synaptic transmission. Gene Ontology annotation, molecular function: extracellular ligand-gated monoatomic ion channel activity; transmembrane signaling receptor activity; neurotransmitter receptor activity. Lineage: Eukaryota; Metazoa; Arthropoda; Insecta; Hymenoptera; Vespidae. Gene Ontology annotation, cellular component: membrane; neuron projection; synapse.
UGUAUUCCGCUGCUAAUGAACAUCCAAUUUAGUCGAUUUGGAGCUGUUGGCUCAUUUUAAUCAAAAUGAGGAUACUGUGGUUGUUCGGUUUCUUUGUCAUCUUGAUGGAACGAACUAAUGCCACUGAGAAGAGGUCAUUUUCCGUGCAUGAAUGUAAGUCCAUCGAGAAUACGUCGAUGAUGAUGAAAUUGAAGAGACAUCUUUUUUGUGAUUAUGAUACCACCGUUCGACCAACUACCAAUCAUCAAGUGGUCACUAAUGUUACAGUGAAGCUUAUGCCAAAGUUAUUGGAAUUCGAUGAUUGGACCAGCACAAUGACCCUUCAUAGCUGGAUGAGCCUCAAUUGGAAGGAUGAACAUCUUAAUUGGAAUCCUAGCUAUUUUGAUGGAAUUUCUACUGUCCAUGUAAAUAGCGAUGAAAUAUGGGUACCAGAUUUAUCAGUUUAUAAUUCAGGUGAUAUGUCAUUAGAACAGAAUGGCGUUCCUUCAACCAAAUGUUUGAUCAUUAAUACGGGCUCGGUUAUCUGUAUACCGGCGUUGAGUUACGUGACCAGAUGUAUUACGGAUUUUACCUUUUGGCCUUACGAUAAGCAUGAAUGUCGUAUCAGAUUUGGUUCCUGGUCGCAUACUGGAGAAGAAAUCAAUUUUCACCUUGACAAGAAAGGAUAUGAGAUGGAGGGUUAUGCAAAUAACACGGAAUGGAGUUUGAAGAUUUUGAAUGCUGAAAAGAUCGUGAAAAAAUUCGAGUGUUGUCCUAAUGAUACCUUCCCUAUACUUAUUUAUACAUUUUCUGUCGAAAGACAACCGGGAUUGGUACAUGUUACUUUUGUUACGCCCGCUAUAGCGAUAGCACUGCUAACGUUGACGGUUCUAUGGUUGGAUUCAGGAUCGACAGAAAGAAUAGCGAUGGCCAGCAUGAAUUUCAUUUGUCACUUACUUUGCAUUUUUGAUUUGCACUGGCAAUUGCCCCAUAAUGGUGAGAAUGUACCACACAUAUUAUUGUUUUAUCGGGAUUCUCUCGCGUUGGCUGCAUUUGCUUUGAUAUUAACAGCAUUGCUAAGAAAAUUACAAAAUAUGAAUAUGGAGACACCGAGUUGGAUCUCGUCCACGAUCUCCUUCGUUUUGAAUAACAGAGCAGGACGUUUUUUGAUCCUUACUGAUGAUGAAUCAAAAGCUUCGACCACUAGUAUAUUGAACAAUGAAACGGAUGAAAAUUCAGAUUUAUCGAAAGUAAAUGGCAGGAAGAAGGAAUCAUCUUGGAGACAUUUCGCUGCGAUCAUCGAAUGGUUAUCUUUCAUAGCCGUUGCCUUGACCUACGUGAUCAUUUUUACAAUUCUUGUACCUUCCUUGUCAUUCGUGAUCUUCGAAAAAGUCAGCAUGAUUUUAUUCGUUCUAUCAUUAAUUGGAUAUGUUACUCUUUCCGAUACAUUCUUCAUUUUCAAUAAUUACGAGGUACCGGAAAAUUUAGGAUGUAAUGAAAUCGAAAGCAAGUCUACUGUUCUUCAGCUAAAAAGACAUCUUUUCUGCGAAUACAUUAAAAGUAUCAGACCGGUGUCAAAUCAUAGAACGACGACAAACAUCGAAUUCGGAAUAAUUCCGAAAUUUAUCAAUGUUGAAGACGACGAAAAUGUCAUGGAACUGCAUUGUUGGACAAUACUCAUGUGGGAGGAUGGCCAUCUCACUUGGGAACCAUCACAAUAUAACGAUGUCAACUUCCUUCACGUAAAAAGUAACGAAUUAUGGAUAUCGGAUAUCAUGAUGCAUAACUCUGGAUCCCAUGAAAACGAAAUACCAUUUACAAAUUGUUGGUUAUCCAACACAGGUAAAGUCAAAUGUGUAGCAACUACUAAAUAUAUAGUAAAAUGUCUUAGGGAUUAUACCUGGUGGCCUUACGACUUUCAAAAUUGUACGAUUCAAAUUGGUUCAUGGUCCUACUCCGAUGAGGAACUCCAGUUUGUUCUUAUAAAUACCGGGAUUAUUAUGAACGAAUUUCAAAAAAAUUUGGAAUGGGAAAUAGUACGAUCUUACGUUAUUACACACACGGAAUCUUACAAAUUUGGCUUUGACCUAACUUCUGCAAUGAUAUCUUUUCAUUUCAUUUUACGACGACAUUUUAACGCUAUACACGCUACUUAUUUGUCAUCAAUUAUCAUAUUAAUAAUAAUGACAUUGACGACUUUAUGGCUGAAUCCAAAAUCUACCGAACGAAUGAUACUUGCAAAUUUAAAUUUUCUAUGUCAUUUGUUGUUCUUAGAAGAAUUCUAUUGGCAAAUACAUGGAAGUGGUGGCGAUUCUACGAUGUUGAUGAAAUUCUUCAUGAAGUCACUCGCUCUAGCCUGUUUUACUCUUAUUAUAACUAGUAUUUUACGUCAUUUAUUAGAAUUAAGAACAGAGACUCCAACAUGGAUCGCAACAAAAAUCUCUACCAUUGUAAAAAGUAAAAUAGGACGGAUUCUUCUUGUAAGUAUUUUAGAUCCUAAAGCAUCUGCAGAAUUGGAAACUGAAGCUGAAGAUAAUGCUAAUCUUGUAAUUUCAAAGAAAAAUGAAGUAACUUGGAAACAUGUUGUGAUGCUUAUUAGUUGGAUCAAUUUUCUUUGCAUUCUUUUUAUUUACAUCAUUUUGAUUAGUAUAUACUUUCCAACUCAAUCUUCUGGAUAUUCUUAUAACUUCAAUACUUAAAAUCUUUCUUAAGAUAAUUAUUUUCUUAUAAAUGGUAUAUAUGAACUAUAAGCUUAACUUUGACUGUGAUUUAAUCUGUUAAUAAAGCUAUUAUAAAAAUAUUAAUAACGCUAUUAUAUUGUAU